GGAAUCUGCCACCUGAAACGCGAGGAAGUGAAGGCGACUCAAUUCGGUAUAAAGCAUCAACCACAUCUGCCUCGAGCUUUGUAAACAUCAGUUCAGAGCUCUGGUAGACGUUUGCUGUAUUUUCUCGAGGAAUUAUUAUUGUUCACGAAGGAAGUGCCAUCUAUAAUAGACCCAUUCAAUUUGAAUGACCUAUCUAACAUUAUACUGGAAUUAAGUAAUAUUGACAGACCUUCUUGCGCACCUGUUACCUUAACGGAGCGCAAGACGAUGAUACCACCGGGAGACUGCAUGUAUGCGGGCAGGAAAAGAAGGAAGCCCGUUCAAAAACAGAAACCAGCCACGGUGAGUGAGAAGUCCAACCCGUCCAAAAGGCAUCGGGACCGCCUGAACGCGGAGCUGGACCGACUAGCCAGUAUGCUGCCCUUCUCCCCAGACAUCAUCUCCAAGCUGGAUAAACUGUCUGUGCUGCGCCUCAGUGUCAGCUACCUGCGGGUCAAGAGCUUCUUCACAAUGAAUCAUGAGAAGCCGUCCAGCAGAAAACAUAUCAGUCCAUCCACCAACCCCCUCCCCGAGCCCAGAAAAGACAGCCUGCCUAUGGCUAUGGGCAACAGCAUCACAGAGAGUGGGCUCCUUCUGGAGUCCCUGACUGGCUUUGCGCUGGUGGUGAGCAGUGAUGGAAUGGUCUUCUAUGCCUCCUCCACCAUCGUUGACUACUUGGGCUUCCAUCAGACGGACGUGAUGCACCAGAACGUCUUUGAUUAUAUCCACGUGGAUGACCGGCAGGAGUUCAGAAAACAGCUCCACUGGGCCAUGAACCCCAGCCAGCACGGCUCGUCCCAGGACCACCAUUCAGCCGCAGAAACUGGAGAGGACUUUGUGGUGAGCAGCCUGUUCCAUUCUCAGGAGGCGGGGGGAGUUGCUCCUGAGUUCUCCUCCUUCCUCAACCGCUGUUUCAUCUCUCGCGUACGCUGCCUGCUGGACAGCACCUCUGGCUUUCUGACCAUGCAGUUCCAGGGGCGGCUCAAGUUCCUCCAGGGCCAGAAGAAGAAGUCGGGUUCGGGGGCCCUGCUACCCCCCCAGCUGGCCCUGUUCUGUGUGGCCGUGCCUCUUCUGCUGCCCUCCAUCACAGAGAUGAAGAUGAAGGGCAUGAUGAUGAGGGGCAAGCAGAAGAGCGGAGGGGGCAUCAUCACUGCACUAGAUCAUGGUGAGAGAGAGCAGCACUUCAGGAGGCACGCUGGCAGUGUGGCGAUGGUGGAUGGCGGGGACCCGCUGCUCCUCAACUGCACCAACCCUGGGGGGUCCCAGCAGCGCCUCAAGUACAAGUCGGAGGGGGGCUACUACGGCCAGGACGAGCCCCUCAACUACUGCAAGACCUCUAUGGAGGGCGUCCCCCACCACAAAGGUCCAGGCCCGGACUCCCCGUGGCCCAUGCGGCCUGCCUCAGGGACCGUCCGGGCUGGGCAGAGUGGCGGCUACAUCCUCUCGAAUCGACUCGGGAAGGCGGGCCACUAUGGCAAGCCCUACCGCAUGUCCCCCAGCAUGUGUCAUGGAGGAGGGCGAGGUGGUGAGGUUUACGUGCCCAAGAUGUACGGGAGCCUCCAGAGCCCAGACGGCUCGGACCCCUACUGCUUGGGAGAGGCGGUGAAGAGUGAGAACGGCUACGGCGAGUGCUACGAUGGCCGCCUGCUGCCCGAGAUGCCCAUCAAGGUGGAGCAGGACUCUGACUCGGAGAACGGCUGCGACGCCUACGGCCGUCCGUGGACGUGCCGGGAGCCCGUAGAUCGUCGCUACGGCAACGGCUACGGCGACAACAAUGGACUUCAGAUGAAGUCGGAGGCGGACUACUACGAGCAGUACUCGCCGUGCCAGCGGGGCAAGGCAGGUAUCAGCCCCAUCAGUCCGCCCUACAACAACGGCCACUUCCAGAACUAUAAUAAUGUAGGGGGCGGCAGGCCCUUGAAGAGUGUGAUCAACAAGGACCAGUCCCAGUUCAGUCCCCAGAGGCUCUCCCACUCAGACCCCCUAUGUAGCAGCCAGAGCAUCAACUGCAUGGACGUGUAUGCAAGCGGCCCCGUGGAUCACAACAAGGGAUACAUGCAGCAGGACUACAAGCUGAGCUACGAGUUCAAAGGUCAUGGACUGCUCCACGCCAUAAAGCGGGAGCCCAUGGACUCACCCCCGUGGUCGGACGGCAGCAGCAACGACAUGAGUCAUGCCAUGGGGCACUCUCAGAGGAACGUUAUGCCCCACUGUGUGAUGAACGCUGGGCAGCACAAAGCCAACCCCUAUGUUUAUAUGCAAUAGACGUACAUCCAUCCCAUACUUCCUCAUUCACCAGCAUAACACAUUGGCAGAAGACAUUCAGGAUAUGGCUCAGGUUUAAAGACUAAGUGUUGAGACAAUCAAAGAAAGGAAUGGAUUUUGUUUUGAUGAAUGGAAGAAAUUGUAGUUAUUAUCCUAAGCACUUUUGAUUUAGUGAUGCAAAUAUUUCUAGUCACAUUUCUGUUUGUGUUUUGUGUUGUCUACACUUGACUUCUCUGGUAGGCUGUUUAAAAUUGUGAUGGUAAACUGUAUAAAAUGUACACAUUCGUAAUGGGUGAUACAGGAUUGUGUUACAGUGAGUGUAUCUGGAGUGAAUUUGCUAUUAUGUAAAUAUUUGACCAGAAAUUAUUUUCUGUCUAGAAGGUUUACCCAAAGAGGGUCAUGCAUGCUCUUUUUAGUCAGGUUUUGUAAAUCAAUUGAAGGAUCAUUUGAACAUGGUACGCAUUAGUCUGAAUACACUAUAUAUACAAAAGUAUACGGACAUCCCUUCAAAUUAGUGGAUUCGGCUAGUUCAGCCA
Molecule: messenger RNA, 2840 nt
Organism: Coregonus clupeaformis (lake whitefish)
Lineage: Eukaryota; Metazoa; Chordata; Actinopteri; Salmoniformes; Salmonidae
Exons: 9
Coding region: 268-2304 (678 amino acids)
Biological process (GO): regulation of transcription by RNA polymerase II
Cellular component (GO): nucleus; aryl hydrocarbon receptor complex
Molecular function (GO): transcription cis-regulatory region binding; nuclear receptor activity; protein dimerization activity
Source: RefSeq, a predicted model, not a curated record